This is a messenger RNA of Sycon ciliatum, 4223 nucleotides long. RefSeq lists its product as uncharacterized. Bases 184 to 2796 code for a protein of 870 amino acids. The record is from RefSeq and is a predicted model, not a curated record. Lineage: Eukaryota; Metazoa; Porifera; Calcarea; Leucosolenida; Sycettidae. Gene Ontology annotation, cellular component: membrane. The transcript is spliced from 5 exons. Gene Ontology annotation, molecular function: calcium ion binding.
AAUACCAACUUUAGUUUUUUUCCAGUACAGAGGCAGCGCUUUUUGUUGUUGCUACAUCCCUCUUCGUACAAAUUGACUAUUUGGGACCAAUGAGUAUUCAGGAGACAAACUUCGUGCACUAAUCAGAGAAGUACCCAUGUAUUGUCACCCGCAGCAUGCGUCGUGCAACCGACAGACUUCGAGAUGGGUGAUCCCAUGGGUUGGUAUAGCGGAUCUGGUGACUUGCUGUGGAACAUCACAAACGGAAGCCCAUCAACUAACGGCACGGGAACAGCACAUGACGCAACCUUCAAGAACUCCUCUGGUUACUAUAUGUAUUUGAAUGUGAGUGGGAGUGGAGGAGCAAUACGCAAUCAGGCCAGUCUCCUGAGCCCAACGUACUUGCCAUCGAGUCGCAAGGGUGGGAAGAUGCAGUUCUCCUACCGCAUGUCUGUGUUCGGAAGUGGCACCGGCAAUCUGUCACUGGACAUGAACGUUUCAGGCCACAUCACGCGCCUGUGGAGCAAGACAGGUGAUCAAGGCUCAGCAUGGAGGACUGCCAAAGUCACCAUCCCCGCUUCCUCACCAUAUCAGUUGCGGUUCAGGGGUACGUACGAUGGUGCAUUGGGCAACAUUGCGCUGGACGAUAUCAAGGCUGACCUGGCAACGUACUGUGUCUAUUGCGGCCAAAGCGUAGAGGACCCCAACGGAACUUCAUGUCAACUCACAUGCGAGAGUGUACCGUCCUGCUCUUGUCCUGAUCCAUCGCCUAGCAGUCAUUCGAAUUGUUCAUCACUCUUCUUGCCACGGAGUCCCGUUUCGGCGACGCAAAGUUCCCGGCCGCAGAGCUGCGCUCCGAACGUCUCCUGCAAAUGCUCAACUGGCUUUCAGCGCCUUGACCACUGUUGCGUGGAUAUGGACGAAUGCGUGAAUGCGCAGCACCAAUGCAACGCGGCUACGUCUGUGUGCAUGAAUACAGUGGGGAGUUAUCGGUGUGAUUGUAUAAAAGGAUACUACAGUACCAAGUCCGACCAGACGUGCUUGGAUAUCGACGAAUGCACCAGGGACGCUCCGUGUUCGGCCGUGGGGAACUCCACGUGCAAGAACUUCCAAGGCAGCUUCGCAUGUAUCUGUCUGCUCGGCUUUGGGGCCAUUCUGAACGGUACGGGCAGGACCGAAGCAUGUCGGAAUGUGAAUAUGACACUCCCUCCGCCGUGUGGGACCAACCAAGUACAUGUAUACACGGGCACAGGCGCUGUAGGCUUCGUCUGUGAGUGCAAACCUGGCUUCAGACGACACCACUCUGGGGAUUGCCACGAUAUCAAUGAGUGCUCUGACGGCAGCCACGCCUGCUCGAGGAAUGCCAUUUGUCAAAAUGUGGACGCUAGCUAUACUUGCAGCUGCAUCUUAGCAUACGCAGGGAACGGAUUCUACUGUUCUGACGUCGACGAGUGCGGCUCAUCGCCUUGUGGCGCCGCAUCCGAGUGCCGCAACGUUCCCGGUAGCUACGGAUGCUAUUGUCGCUAUGGAUACAGUCCACAUGACGCGAGCAACACGAGUUGCUACAAUGUGGACGAAUGCAGCAACAGAACGCACAACUGUGAUGAGUACGCCACGUGUACAGAUCACCCUGGCAACUAUGCUUGUCACUGUGACGCGGGCUACCAUGGUAACGGAACCGUCUGCUACAAGCUGCCCGAAUCAGUUUCCGGCGGACUGAAGGCAUGGGUGAUUGGCGUAUCGAUGAUUGUCACAUUCGUGGCCACCGCCAUUGGUUUGCUGGCCAUUGUAGUAUGGCGCGGUCAUCUUGUUAUCCCCAGCAAGGCUACAAGGGAGAAAGUCAGUACGGUGGUGACAGCCAAUGCCUCCGCGGACGUGGCGUUCGCCCACUUCCCCUCUGAUGCUAACGCAAGGGAGGAGGGCAGCGGGGAGAAUGUCCUGGACAUAGAGUACAUGGACGUGGACAGGGAAGGCGGUGGCGGUGACAUGAUCGACGAGGAUAGUCAAUAUAUUGUAAUGGCGCCAUCCUUAGCGCUUUCAAGUGAACUGCUCAACCACUGCGAUUCGAGGUCACAGCAAGAUCCGUCAGGGCGCAGUUUCGCUGGAAAGGCUGAAAAUGCUGUGGCAUGUCCCGAAGAGAUCACUCAUCCAGAUCAAGUCCAGACAUACCUGGACGAGGUCAAGCAGCGCAGAGCAACGGUAAACCGAUCAUGCUCCCUCGGACCCAGAUACGAGAAUCACAAUCUGCCAAAGCCUGAGAAACAGCGCAGCCGAAAGACGUCCCUAGAAGAAGGCGAAACGCCUCGUCUUGUCUCUCUGCCACCGGUGGCUCCCGAGGAACGCUUUAAGCCCACCAAAGUAAAGCCAAUCAUUCCGCUGUCAACCUGCGCCAGGGAUUUCCUCGUGUCCAGUCCGAAAGCGUCGAAUAGGUUGGACAGGGCAACUUCUGAACGACUUCCAAGCAACACACACACCCAAGAGAACGCCCAACUAGGUUCAAGCGAUGCGCUGGAGGAAGCGAACGCAUCUGGAAAUCUCACCCUGAUUGACCUCACUGCAAAUAACGCCCAACUAGGUUCAAGCGAGGCCCUGGAUAAGGCGAAUGAAUCACGUGCGCUGACAUCGAAUGCCGCCUACUCCAUCACGGAAUUGGACAGGACAAGAAGCGCAGCCACGAACGGAGGUAAGGACGAAGCUGACUCGGACAACGACCUGCCACAGACUAAGCCUAAGCUGAGAAUGAUGAUAGUUGAAAACAGCAGGGAUCCCGCAGAUGUCAAGGAAGUUGUGGCUUUAAGAUUACAGGCCAAAGCCUAGUCCAAGUUUGAUUGCUUGUUCUUUGAAGUCGAUUGGUGACCCAAUGUCAAUAACUCGUAACAUUUUUACCUUCCUUCCUAUCCAUGAUUGUUGCUGUUGUUCACGGUAACCAGUAUCCAAUCAGGCACACGCCUACCAACAGUGCACCCACGGUACACUGCAUGUACAUAUUCAUGAUUACACACCCUUCAUGUCAGUGAAGAUCUUGAUACUUCUCAUGUGUUUCAUUUUGUCCAAGAGCACGCGUCCAACUCCCCCCCCCCCCCCAACUUUCCUGGGCGGUCACAUCCCUAUUGAACAUGGCUAGCCACUUUUUCCAUGAAAUAAUUGUAAAGUGCUUGAGUUAACCAGCCCAUUUCUUCUGUACCUCCAAACUUUAUGCCAUUUUUGUGUGGAUUCCAGCAGCGUUUUUUUGGGAAUUUUUGCUGACUUUUCCAAUGAUUUCCUGGUUUUGCUACUGCAAGGCCGUGUUCAUUUCCACAUCCCUUGUAAACUCCAUAGAAGUACGCGACGUAAAUUUCAACAUACAUGAACGCUGUGGUAUAAUUAUGUUUUGCAUACACAUACAUUGUACAUGUACGUAGCUUGACAUUUUGCAUACAUACACAUACACAUACACGUACGUGUACACUGUAGCUUGACAUGUCAUGUACAUGUUGCUGGUUGACAGCAUGUAACGAGGUGGAGGACACCGUACUAAGUACUAGUAUUCGGAAACAGUGACCUUUCUACAAGGUUUAUCUGACAUGUAUGUACAUGUUCUGUAGCUUGACAUUUUCAUACGAUGCCUGGUGUUAGGCUGCUACUGUUGGCUGUCCGAGUACAUGUGCCUGUGAUACGACUUCACAAGGCGUACAUGUUUUCAGUGACGUCAGCACAGUUGCAUGGUUGCAUAAGUUGCUGAUUUGGCACAACCAUAGCAGGACUUGGCAUGCUAUUUGAUUUGAUUUUUCCUAUUUCCUUGACUGGAUUUGUCACCAUUGCAUGCCCUCUUUGCUUGCGCUUUUCGAAUUCUUCAUUCCAACACCCAGUUUGUUUUCAAAUAAAGCCAAAAUUCUCAGGACUUGGCAUGCUCAUUUUCCGUACCCCCACCGUUUCCGUCUAUUCUCUGUUCUUUCACAAAUGACUUGCUUUUGUAUAAUUGUGCACUGUAACUGCGUGUUCUGUCUUCUGGCAUCAAUAUACCCAACUAGCAAACUCUGCAUUCUGGUGUCCAAUAUAUUUCACCUCUCUUCUUAUUUCAACAUUCAGGACUCUGUUGAGCCAUUGGCAUUCCAAAAAAAUACACCCCGACUGCAUCGGUUAUUCUCCCAUCCUCCUUCUAAUUGCUCGUCUCUAGUGACGUUAAAUCAACUUGUUCCUGAUUGUCACAAUAAUUCAAACGGUCCUGCAUCAAUUGUCUAAAUUCAAUUUAUCCAAACUCUCCA